This is a messenger RNA of Diachasmimorpha longicaudata, 1965 nucleotides long. RefSeq names its product CTP synthase (gene Ctps). The coding region runs from base 115 to 1926 and encodes 603 amino acids. Gene Ontology annotation, molecular function: CTP synthase activity; identical protein binding. Gene Ontology annotation, cellular component: cytoplasm; cytoophidium. Lineage: Eukaryota; Metazoa; Arthropoda; Insecta; Hymenoptera; Braconidae. The transcript is spliced from 6 exons. The record is from RefSeq and is a predicted model, not a curated record. Gene Ontology annotation, biological process: CTP biosynthetic process; pyrimidine nucleobase biosynthetic process.
CUCCUCCGAGUCGAUCCAGUCUGUCAAGAGUCUGGCAUCCGUCACCAUCAUUCGGUUGACCUUCUUGCUGCAAUAAAAAAAAAUUAUUUACUCGAUUUUUAUCAAUCGUUCAAUAUGAAGUACAUUCUCGUUACUGGGGGGGUAAUCAGUGGGGUUGGAAAAGGUGUUAUUGCUAGUUCGUUCGGUACUAUUUUGAAAAACUGUGGGAUACAUGUUACUUCUAUCAAAAUUGAUCCGUACAUAAAUAUAGAUGCUGGCACGUUCUCACCUUAUGAGCAUGGUGAAGUUUUUGUUCUUGACGAUGGGGGUGAAGUUGAUCUCGACUUGGGUAACUACGAGCGCUUUCUGGAUGUCACCCUACACAAGGAUAACAAUAUUACAACUGGAAAGAUCUAUCAGCACAUUAUAACCAAAGAGAGACGCGGGGAUUAUUUGGGGAAGACAGUUCAAGUGGUACCACACAUCACUGAUGCCAUCCAGGAAUGGGUCGAGAGGGUGUCCAACAGGCCAGUGACUGAGGAUGGGGACAAGCCAAUGGUUUGCGUGGUUGAACUUGGCGGUACGAUUGGUGACAUUGAGGGAAUGCCCUUCGUCGAGGCUUUUCGUCAAUUUCAGUUCAGGGCGAAGAAGGAGAAUUUCUGCGUCGCUCAUGUGUCUCUAGUGCCACAGCCUCGUUCCUCUGGAGAACCGAAAACAAAACCAACUCAGGCAAGUGUUCGAGAACUUCGAGGACUUGGGCUCUCCCCUGACUUGAUUGUCUGCCGCUCCGAGAAUCCAAUUGGAGAGUCUGUGAAGGAGAAAAUCUCAAAUUUCUGCCAUGUUGCCCCAGAGCAGGUAAUUACGAUCCACGACUUGUCUUCGAUCUAUCGGGUCCCCAUCCUAAUGGAAACCCAAGGAGUGAUCGAGUUCCUGAACGAGAGGCUCCAACUGAACAUUGGUUCCCCUCGUCCUCGCCACUUCAUGCGAAAAUGGCGAGACUUGGCAGACCGCAUAGACCAUCUCCGCAAAGAUGUUCACAUCGCCCUAGUGGGUAAAUACACCAAACUCGAGGAUGCCUAUGCCUCCGUCGCGAAAGCCCUGCAGCACGCCUCGAUUGAAGUCGGCUACAGGCUGAGAUUAACGUACAUCGAGGCUGCGGAUCUCGAGCCGCAGACAAAAGAGACAUCUCCAGUUAUGUAUCAUGAAGCUUGGCAGAAGCUCUGCAAGAGCGAUGGAGUUAUUGUCCCAGGGGGUUUCGGUAAGAGAGGUAUUGAGGGCAUGAUUGAGGCCUGCAAGUGGUGCAGGAUAAAUAAUAAACCGAUGCUGGGAAUUUGUCUGGGUCUCCAAGUGGCAGUUAUUGAGUUCGCCCGUAAUGUUCUUGCCCUUGAGGAUGCAAACAGCACGGAAAUCAACCCCAAGACAAGUCAUCCAGUCGUCAUUGAUAUGCCUGAGCAUAAUUCUGGACAAAUGGGAGGAACCAUGAGGUUGGGUAAGAGGGUCACAAGAUUCAAGCCAGAAAAUUCAGUUAUCAAGCAGCUCUAUGGAAAUGUUGAUCAGAUAGAGGAGAGACAUCGUCAUAGGUAUGAAGUCAACCCUGAAUAUGUCAACAACUUCGAAGCUGCUGGUUAUAAGUUCGUUGGGCACGAUGAAGACGGCCAGAGGAUGGAGAUUACCGAGCUUGAAGGAUAUUCCUACUACGUCGCCACUCAGUAUCAUCCUGAGUACCUCUCAAGACCUCUCAAACCAUCUCCACCAUUCCUAGGACUCAUUCUGGCUAGUGUGGGCAAACUCAAAUCCUAUCUGGCUCGCGGCUGCAGACUGUCUCCUAGGCAGCUGAGUGAUAAUGAGUCUGAUGAUGAGAUACUUGCUCAUGUUAUGACCAAAACUCAGAUAAAUCCGACAGUCGUGAGAAAUGGGCUACAGACCAAUGGCCAUAAGGAAGAUUAGGGUUUUUAACUUAUAGAGUUCUUUUUUUUUUUUAUCAAA